AACUACUAACUGAAGAGUCUCAAUGUUGAUGUUGAGUGACGGGAAGAAAGACCGGAUGAGUCAGCCGAGGGAGGGCGGGGCGGCUUCAACUUAAACCAUACAAUACCUUAUUUUGGGGUUAACUCACUCACCUACCUUUCUGCUGACUUGAUGGCUUGCAAUGAACGUAUACUGCAAUAGGUGUAUCUGUUUCACCUGGAGAUAUAGGUACAUACCUACCUACUGCACGAUUUCUUCCGCCAUCGUCUGUCUGUCUGUCUGUCGGCGAUGUUCGGGGGGAUCUGAGAAAGAGAGGAUCCAGACCGAUAGGAAAUGUGAUGAAUCCAGUGGCGUGCAAGACUACGGAGGACUCCAAGGAAAUACCGCACGCCCACCCUGGACCUCGGGCUUGCUUGCUCUUUGGAAACCUACAGGAAACCCAUGGAAAACAGCUUCCCGAUCCCGCCAGCGCGGCCCGUCCGGCAGUAAGAUGUCGAUGGGGGAGCCGAACCCAGACAAAACAGAUGAUAGCCGCCAAAGGAAAAAGUCUGUGCUCGAGUCAAAAGACUGUCGGAUACUCAUCCACCCACAGAAUCUUACACAUCGCAAGAUUCCUGAGCCUCUCCACCACUAGUCGAAGGGUUCCAAAUCACCUGUGCUCCCAAAUGGACUAGUGUCACCUGUCGAAUCGAAGGUCAUUCUGAAUGUAGGUCUUUAUGUAUCACCCUCUGCUAGCUAACUUAGACUAUGGAUCUAAUCC
Aspergillus uvarum CBS 121591 is the source of this 739-nucleotide messenger RNA. RefSeq lists its product as uncharacterized. The record is from RefSeq and is a predicted model, not a curated record. The transcript has 2 exons. Bases 161 to 613 code for a protein of 150 amino acids. NCBI's taxonomy places the organism in Eukaryota, Fungi, Ascomycota, Eurotiomycetes, Eurotiales, Aspergillaceae.